AUGGCGGCCAUCGUUCAGUUCAUCAAAGAUCUGAAAAUCACGGUGGAACCCAUCAUGUUCCUAUUAGCCGCUGCUAACUCUUUCAGACAAAUAGUGAUUCCCAAGUUAGCAGAAGACAAAAUGAAGUUGGUGUAUCCCCCACCUAUGGCUAACAUGACCCAUGACCAACUGAAGAAGUUUUACAAUACAAAAAUGGUUGAAUGGGAUAAUAACUAUCAAUAUGUUAACUUACCUAUUGCUUGUAUAUUGGGUAUCAUGUAUGGUGGUUUUAGUGAUCACUACGGGAGAAAGUUACCACUCCUGAUCGGGUUGAACAGUUUAAUAGUAGAAACAGCACUGCGGAUGCUCAUGUAUUCUCCUGAAACCAACUGGUCGUUAGAAUGGAUUUUCCCAACUGCUGUUAUUGCAGGUCUUCUCGGCGAUCAGUUAUUGACCAUGAGUUGCAUUAAUGCAUAUGUGACAGACACAUUCGAUAAUAAAAAAACGUUGUCCAUCCGGAUGAUUAUUGUUUCCAUAAUGUUCAGUUUGGGAUCGUUUGUGUCCUCUCGUACUGUACGAGCUAUUCUUCAACAUGACCUACUCUCUGAAAUUGGGAUUCUUGGAAUCGCUGAAGGAAUGUAUGCCUUGACAUUUAUAAUUGGAAUCAUAAUUCUGACGAACGUUGUUCCGAAGAAGAAGCAUGCCGUGCCAAGAGAGGAGCAGAUAGUUGCCACAGCAGAUGAAGAGAGUCCAAUAGUUGCUGUAGAUUUGCCUGAGAAAAAGACGCUCCUUCAAAUCAUUUAUUUAUCUUUUUAUUCUAUUUAUGAAGCGGGUCACAUUUUUAUCAUUCCCAGAGAGGGGCACAAGCGAUUAUUCUUAUAUUUAUGCUUCUUCGCCAAUUUCCUGGAUCAGCUUGUGUUUGGAGAAGAGAAAGGUUUAAUCGGUACUUAUACACGUCUCGCACCCUUCGAAUGGACUUCAUCCACUUAUGCUGACUACAAAUCAUGGCGGCCAAUAGUUCAAAUCUUGGGAAUGCUGGUUGGUAUGCUCGUAUUCAAGAACUGGUUGAAGUUGAAAGAUACAAUGGUCAUAUGUUUCGCUAUAAGUAGUAUGGGAGCUUGUGUUCUCAUGAUCGGAUUGGCUAAAGCGACCUGGGUUAUUUUCGCUAGUUUGCUGCCUGGAAGUUUGCAUGGUCUUCUUAACCCACUCACGUAUUCGUUUAUGUCUUGCCUGGUAGAACCAGAUGAAAUUGGCAAAGCUUAUGCCAUGAGUACGAUCGCUCAAAAACUGGCAGAGAUGGCUCAAACAGCCAUAUUACAGAAUAUUUAUAUUGCAACAUUGAAUUGGUAUCAGGGUUUUGUUUGGAUUCUUAUGUCCGCGAUUUCAUUUGUGGCCGUAUUGGUUUAUGCCUUUGUGCAUGUUCUUGCUAUAUCAGAAGAUAUUGGAGCAUAA
Auanema sp. JU1783 is the source of this 1431-nucleotide messenger RNA. The record is from the annotation of a GenBank genome assembly. NCBI's taxonomy places the organism in Eukaryota, Metazoa, Nematoda, Chromadorea, Rhabditida, Rhabditidae.